Molecule: messenger RNA, 1099 nt
Organism: Drosophila ananassae
Lineage: Eukaryota; Metazoa; Arthropoda; Insecta; Diptera; Drosophilidae
Exons: 2
Coding region: 61-792 (243 amino acids)
Source: RefSeq, a predicted model, not a curated record
CACUUUACCCAUUUCAGUAUUAAAUGCUCCCUUGUCGGCAUUGGACAUGUCUUUGGGGAAAUGAAUUCCCGGGAUCGUAAGUUCUGGACAGAAUUCCUUUUGCUCUAUCGAUCACUUCCGGCCGUAUGGCAAACCCGUAGUCCGAAGUACAGUAGUCGCUCGCUGAAGACCGCCGGAUAUGAGAGUCUAGUGGAGAAACUAAGAGAAGUAGAGCCGGAGGCCAAUCGAACGCUGGUUGUUAGGAAAAUCAACUCGUUUCGCACUAAUUUCCGAAGAGAUGUUCGCCGGCGUGACCAAUGUUUGGCUAAAGGACAGCCCUUUAAGUCCACACUCUGGUAUUUUGACAUUUUGGGUUUCCUCGAGGGUCAGGACGAAGAUAAGCGAGGACUCAGAACAGGGGGCUUACACCGGAAGAGGAAUUUUUCACCAACAAUAACAGAGGAUACAGAGAAAACUUUAGAAUCUCCUCAAAAGCAAAGCUACAAAGCCAUCAAGGAGGAGACUCUACUUUCCAACGAUUCUUGCCACUCAAUGGAUAAUGACUUGCCCCUCAUGCCACAAAAUCCUUGCUGCUCUAGGCCCAAUGAAUUUGAGGCCUUGGCUCAGACCUGGAGUAAUCAGUUUCAGGAACUGUCUUAUGGCCAAAGAAUCCUGGCCCGGAAACUGAUUUCCGAUAUUCUCUACCACGGAUGUAUGGAGAGACUUCAGCCAAGUCAUAUAGACCAACUGCACCAUUUAAUAAGCCAGGAAAAUAGGAUAACUACUUCAUUAGAGAACGAAAGUCUUAAAUAAUAAGUAUAAUAAAAAGUACAAAAUAGAAACCACCUUCUUAAAGCUGUCACCUACAGCCUGGGAUUAAUGAUUUAAUUUAAUUCUCAAUUUGGUUCUCGUCCUGCCAUCUCAUUAUCAUAAUAUCUACUUUCAGUCAGUUGUCGCGUGUAAUUGUUUGGAAAACAAAAAUGCUCAACCUUGGCUGGCAUUCCGGCCAAAUUAUUUUAAGCCAAAUCCAUUUUCCAUUGGACUGGCCCGGCCUUGUCUUGCUCCUGCCCGGGCCCGGCUUGUCCGGGAAAUUAGCAAAUAAAUGUGCUCGAAAUUAAAA